Molecule: messenger RNA, 2937 nt
Organism: Drosophila willistoni
Lineage: Eukaryota; Metazoa; Arthropoda; Insecta; Diptera; Drosophilidae
Product: cytoplasmic aconitate hydratase
Exons: 9
Coding region: 62-2761 (899 amino acids)
Biological process (GO): citrate metabolic process; tricarboxylic acid cycle
Cellular component (GO): cytosol; mitochondrion
Molecular function (GO): aconitate hydratase activity; 4 iron, 4 sulfur cluster binding
Source: RefSeq, a predicted model, not a curated record
CUUUCGCUCGUUCGCAGCAGGUUCAGUGAAAUAAAUUUUGCUCGUGUUAAACCUCUGAAAGAUGUCAGGUCCCAAUCCGUUUGCCCAAUUCGAGAAGUCUUUCACCCAGGCGGGUGAAGUGUACAAAUACUUUGAUUUGGCCUCCAUUGAUGGCAAAUAUGAUCAAUUGCCUUACUCAAUACGUGUGCUGCUGGAAUCGGCGGUGCGCAACUGUGAUAACUUUCAAGUUUUGGAGAAGGAUGUCCAGAGCAUCUUGGGUUGGACACCGGCUUUAAAGCAGGGCUCAAAUGAUGUGGAGGUCUCCUUCAAGCCGGCUCGUGUCAUUCUCCAGGAUUUCACUGGAGUGCCAGCUGUUGUGGAUUUCGCUGCCAUGCGUGAUGCUGUCCUUGAUUUGGGCGGUAAUCCUGAAAAAAUCAAUCCCAUCUGCCCCGCUGACUUGGUCAUUGAUCACUCUGUACAAGUGGAUUAUGCAAGAGCUCCAGAUGCUUUAACCAAGAAUCAGACACUUGAGUUUGAACGCAACAAGGAGCGAUUCACUUUCUUGAAGUGGGGAGCCAAGGCCUUCAAUAACAUGCUGAUUGUUCCUCCCGGCUCUGGUAUUGUCCAUCAAGUGAAUUUGGAAUACCUGGCUCGUGUUGUUUUCGAGAAAGAGAAUGCUGAUGGCUCAAAGAUCCUUUAUCCUGACAGUGUUGUCGGCACCGAUUCGCAUACCACUAUGAUCAAUGGCUUGGGUGUUCUCGGUUGGGGUGUAGGUGGCAUUGAGGCUGAGGCUGUUAUGUUGGGACAAUCAAUUUCCAUGUUGUUGCCCGAAGUAAUUGGCUACAAAUUGGUUGGUAAACUAAGCCCCUUGGUCACCUCCACGGAUUUGGUAUUGACCAUUACCAAAAAUUUGCGUCAAUUGGGUGUAGUGGGCAAGUUUGUGGAGUUCUAUGGUCCUGGAGUGGCUGAGUUAAGCAUUGCCGAUCGUGCUACCAUUAGUAAUAUGGGCCCGGAAUAUGGAGCCACAGUUGGCUACUUCCCCAUCGACGAGAACACCCUCAACUACAUGAAACAGACAAAUCGUUCAGAGAAGAAGAUCGAAGUGAUCCGUCAAUAUCUGAAGGCCACACAGCAAUUGCGCAAUUAUUCCGAUGAAUCCCAAGAUCCCAAGUUCACUCAGACACUUACUCUGGAUCUGUCGACAGUAGUGAGUUCCGUUUCUGGACCAAAACGCCCACACGAUCGUGUCUCUGUCUCUGACAUGCACACCGAUUUUAAAUCCUGUCUUUCAAACCCGGUUGGCUUCAAAGGAUUCGCCAUUAAGCCAGAGGCACAGGCUGACUUUGGUGAAUUCCAAUGGGAUGAUGGCAAGACUUACAAAUUGCAACAUGGCUCAGUUGUCUUGGCAUCUAUUACAUCUUGCACAAACACUUCCAAUCCCUCUGUGAUGCUGGGUGCUGGUCUUCUGGCCAAGAAGGCUGUAGAAAAGGGUUUGAGUAUUCUACCCUACAUUAAGACUUCUCUAUCGCCUGGUUCUGGUGUGGUAACCUAUUAUCUCAAGGAAUCCGGCGUCAUACCCUUCCUGGAGAAACUGGGUUUCGAUAUUGUUGGCUAUGGCUGCAUGACUUGCAUUGGCAACUCGGGUCCCUUGGAUGAGAAUGUGGUGAACACCAUUGAGAAAAACAAUCUUGUCUGUGCUGGUGUCUUGUCUGGUAAUCGUAACUUUGAAGGACGUAUUCAUCCCAAUACCCGGGCCAAUUACUUGGCCAGUCCACCGCUGGUGAUUGCCUAUGCCAUAGCUGGACGUGUGGACAUUGACUUUGAAAAGGAACCAUUGGGAGUGGAUGUUAAAGGCAAGCCUGUGUUCCUUCGUGAUAUCUGGCCCACUCGUUCAGAGAUUCAGGAGGUGGAGAACAAACAUGUCAUUCCCGCCAUGUUCCAAGAAGUUUACAGCAAAAUCGAAUUGGGUUCUCCGGACUGGCAGACUCUGCAGGUGUCCGAUGGCAAACUCUUCUCAUGGAGCGGCGAUUCAACCUACAUCAAACGUCCGCCUUUCUUCGAGGGAAUGACCCGCGAACUGCCCAAACUGCAGAGCAUUCAGAAGGCGCGUUGUUUGCUCUUCUUGGGUGACUCUGUGACCACAGAUCACAUCUCCCCUGCCGGCUCAAUUGCCAGAAAUUCACCAGCUGCACGUUUCCUGGCCGAACGUAAUAUUACAGCACGCGAUUUCAACUCGUAUGGAUCCCGCAGAGGCAACGAUGACAUCAUGUCUCGUGGUACCUUUGCCAAUAUUCGUUUGGUCAACAAGCUGGCCUCAAAGACGGGUCCACGCACCCUGCACAUUCCCAGUCAGGAGGAACUUGACAUCUUCGAUGCAGCUCAACGCUAUCGGGAAGACGGCACACCUUUGGUCCUGGUUGUGGGCAAGGAAUAUGGCAGUGGCAGCUCUCGCGAUUGGGCGGCAAAGGGUCCCUUCCUGCUGGGCGUCAAGGCGGUCGUUGCUGAAUCUUAUGAGCGCAUUCAUCGCUCCAAUUUGGUUGGCAUGGGUAUUAUCCCAUUGCAAUUCUUGCCUGGCCAAAAUGCUGAGACUCUCAAGCUAAAUGGUCGUGAGGUCUAUAAUAUUUCUCUACCCGAAAGUGGCUUGAAGCCUGGCCAAAAGAUUCAAGUGGAGGCCGAUGGAACUGUCUUCGAGACCAUCUUGCGCUUCGACACCGAAGUGGACAUCACAUACUAUAAGAAUGGAGGCAUUCUCAAUUACAUGAUACGCAAAAUGCUCAACUAAGCUAAUAAUUUGUUUAUGUUUCUUUUUGUUUGUUAUACUUUUAUUCCACUUGCAUUUUUUAUACCGCUCAUUUGCAUAGUUUUAAAGAAAACCCUUUCGCGUGGUGGUGCUUUUAUUCAAAGAAUCAAAUAUAACCAAUGGCCUACCCUUUAAAAUAUACAAAAAUCAAUUCUAUA